Canis lupus familiaris (dog) is the source of this 2396-nucleotide messenger RNA. Its product is annotated as proline-rich protein 33-like. Bases 80 to 1396 code for a protein of 438 amino acids. The transcript is spliced from 2 exons. Lineage: Eukaryota; Metazoa; Chordata; Mammalia; Carnivora; Canidae. The record is from RefSeq and is a predicted model, not a curated record.
CGUGGUGCCACGGGACAGUAUAGAGCAGGCACUGCUGGACAGGCCGCAGGCCUCCGAGAGCCUUCGACAGGGAGUGACGAUGCUCAUCGUGGCUGGCAUGUGUCCCCAGGGGCCCUCUGGACCCCCACCACCCCUGCUGCCCAAGCCAGGGAAGGACAACCUGCGUCUGCAGAAACUUCUGAGGAAAGCCGCCCGGAAGAAGAUGACUGGGGGCGGGCCCCCCACACCGCUGGGGGCUUUCCGCACUUCCCUGUCCCCUGUGAGUGAGGCCAACCAUGACCAGGAGCCCACGGCCCCGCGCCCUGCAGAGGCCCCACGGCCUGUGGCCACCCUGCCCCGCUCCCCACGCAGCUCCAUCAUCCACCACGUGGCGUCACCUCUGCAGAAGUCCGUGUUCCCCUUUAGUUUCACCCAGUGCAGGAGCCUGGCCGCUCACUUCAAGGCCACGGGGCCCCAGCUGGUGACCCCGACCCUAGAUCCCACCCAGGCCCCCAGUGGCUUCACACAGGUUUCAGCCCCUGCAGCAGGUGUCACCCACGUCAGCCACGUGCACAUCCGGCUAGUGCCAUCUCCACAGGCUGGGACCCCUGAGCCCUGCCAGACGGCCCCAGACCAGGGACCCGGUGGGCAGGACCCAGGCAUGACCCCGUGCCCUCCUGGGGCCCAGCCCCCGGGCCCCACGGCCCACACCCACUCACUGCCUCCUGAGGCCCAGGCUGUCUGUCGCCGGCCUGAGGCACCCCCAGGCUCUGAGACCUCCGUGUCCAGAGAGGCCGGCACCCAGCCUGUGGUGCCUGUAGCCCCUGCCUACCGCUCCCCAGAACCCUCACCUCACAGGCCAGCCUCUGAGGCUCCCAAAGCUGAGCACUGGGAGGAGCCCCCCAUGGCUGGCCCCACCACAGAGGCUGAGCUAGUCUCCAGACCCCAUGGGGCCUCGUCCCCUGCCCCACUGUCAGGCCCACACCCGUGCCCUGUCCCAAAAGUUGCACCCAAGCCCCGGCUCAGUGGCUGGACACGCCUCAAGAAGCAGCUGAUGGAGGAGGCAGAGGUGUCCUCGUUUCCAGGCCCGGAGCAGAGCCCAGAGCAUGGGGAGCAAGAGGUGACAGCCCCCAUGGGCCUGGUGUCCCGGCCCCCCGCCUCCAGGGCUUCCAGGAUGUGGGACGCGGUGCUGUAUCGCAUGUCGGUGGCCAAGUCCCAGAGCAGCCCGGCUGGGCCUGGGGAGGGGGCUGGAACCCUGACUCGCCUGGGCCGCCUGCCCUUCCUGUGCAGGCCACGAUUCAACGCCCGGAAGCUGCAAGAGGCCAGCCGGCCCUCCCCUAUGGUCCACUCCAUCCCAGAUCUGACCUCCAGGCCCAAGAACUUCAACCGGACGGCGGCUGGCUGGAGGCUCCAAUGAGCGACCCGGGCAGCACCAGGGCCCAGGACCACGGUGUGGACGGAAGAGAGAGGGGGUCCAGCUGGGAAGCCAUGGCCACCAAAGAGGACACCAGGGCCCCACAGAUGCUGGGUAGCCAGGGGGGCAGGUGAAGGGAUAGCAGGAGGAAGGACCGCAGUGCAGGGGGGCUGGGGCUGGGACAGGUGGGGUGAGGGUGGAGGCCCAUUUCCAGAGGCAGGGUCUGCCCUGGGGUGGAACCGGGGGUGGGCUGAUGGGGUACAGGCUCACAUGAGAGGGAAAGCACGUGCCAUGGUGAGGAGGGGUGAGGAUAAUUUGACUCACAUGGGUGGCCCUCAGCCUAGGACUUGGGCAAAGAGGUACAGGGUGGGUGCCCAGGACUCCUGAGGGCUGUAGGCAGGUGGGGAGGGCCUCUAAGCAUGACAUGGACUCUGAGGCCUGAUAGGGCGAGGAGCAUUCUGGGGCUCAGCUCUGCGGUGCCCCCACCACCAUGAAGGACUGGGAAGGGAUUUAUGUUCACUGUGCAGAGUUCUGGGACCAGUCAGGGUCGGAGCUGCAGCUACAUCAGUGGCUUGACUGAUGUUUUAGGGAGCCAGACCCAGACUCUUGCCAACAAGGGGGCAAGGUGUGAGGGGGCUCACCGUGGGGCCGAAGCGAGGAUGUCUCGCUGUGUGUUGGGGCCCAGCUCCGAUGGCCAGGUGGGGAGGGUGUCCUCAGUCCCAGGGCAGGAGAGCCCAGCAGAGUGGGUGAAGCAGUGAAGGGGACCCCAGGCUUCAUGCAGCUUUGGGGCUCCCUGUCUACUGUCAGCUGGGGUCUGCCUCAGGGCAAGGGCCAGGGGCUCUGAUGGGUCAGGAGCAAUGGAAGAGGGACAUGGAGGUGCCUGGGAGUGGGACGCAGGAGGGAAGAAGCAGCCAGUAGGCAGCCAGCUGUGUCACCCAGGGCGUAAUGGGUGCUAUAAUGGAUCCUGGGACCCAGGCCACUAAUAAAGUGUGUCUAACCACAA